Molecule: messenger RNA, 2629 nt
Organism: Symphalangus syndactylus (siamang)
Lineage: Eukaryota; Metazoa; Chordata; Mammalia; Primates; Hylobatidae
Gene: NFATC2IP
Product: nuclear factor of activated T cells 2 interacting protein
Biological process (GO): positive regulation of transcription by RNA polymerase II; cytokine production
Molecular function (GO): protein binding
Source: RefSeq, a predicted model, not a curated record
UGCAAGGCGAAAGUCGCUGAAGGGGGCGGGGCGAGGCGAGAGGAGGCGGGCGUGUGUUGUGGAGGAACGUGUGCCAUGGCGGAGCCUGUGGGGAAGCGGGGCCGCUCGUCCCGAGGUAGCGGUGCCGGCCGAGGGGGUCGGGGCGGCUGGGGCGGUCGGAGCCGGCGUCCUCGGGCCCAGCGGUCUCCAUCCCGGGGCACGCUGGACGUGGUGUCUGUGGACUUGGUCAGCGACAGCGAUGAGGAAAUUCUGGAGGUCGCCACCGCUCGCGAUGCCGCGGACGAGGUUGAGGUUGUGCCCCCGGAGCCCCCGGGGCCGGUCGCGUCCCAGGAUAACAGCGACAGUGACAGCGAAGGGGAGGACGGGCGGCCCGCAGGACCCCCGCGGGAGCCGGUCAGGCGGCGGCGGCGGCUGGUGCUGGAUCCGGGGGAGGCGCCGCUGGUUCCGGUGUACUCGGGGAAGGUUAAAAGCAGCCUUCGCCUUAUCCCAGAUGACCUAUCCCUCCUGAAACUCUACCCUCCAGGGGAUGAGGAAGAGGCGGAGCUGGCAGAUUCGAGUGGUCUCUACCAUGAGGGCUCCCCAUCACCAGGCUCUCCCUGGAAGACAAAGCUGAGGACUAAGGAUAAAGAAGAGAAGAAAAAGACAGAGUUUCUGGAUCUGGACAACUCUCCUCUGCCCCCACCUUCACCAAGGACCAAAAGCAGAAAGCAUACUCGGGCACUCAAGAAGUUAAGUGAGGUGAACAAGCGCCUCCAGGAUCUCCGUUCCUGUCUGAGCCCCAAGCCACCUCAGGGCCAAGAGCAACAGGGCCAAGAGGAUGAAGUGGUCUUGGUGGAAGGGCCCACCCUCCCAGAGACCCCCCGACUCUUCCCACUCAAAAUCCGUUGCCGGGCUGACCUGGUCAGAUUGCCCCUCAGAAUGUCGGAGCCCCUGCAGAGUGUGGUGGACCACAUGGCCACCCACCUUGGGGUGUCCCCAAGCAGGAUCCUUUUGCUUUUUGGAGAGACAGAGCUAUCACCUACUGCCACUCCCAGGACCCUAAAGCUCGGAGUGGCUGACAUCAUUGACUGUGUGGUACUAGCAAGUUCUCCAGAGGCCACAGAGACGUCCCAACAGCUCCAGCUCCGGGUGCAGGGAAAGGAGAAACACCAGACACUGGAAGUCUCACUGUCUCGAGAUUCCCCUCUAAAGACCCUCAUGUCCCACUAUGAGGAGGCCAUGGGACUGUCGGGACGGAAGCUCUCCUUCUUCUUUGAUGGGACAAAGCUUUCAGGCAGGGAGCUGCCAGCUGACCUGGGCAUGGAAUCUGGGGACCUCAUUGAGGUCUGGGGCUGAUACCCCACUCCCUGUUUGAUGGCCCAGCCUGGACUUGGGGAGAAUGACUUUCCCUUUUUUGCCCCAUAAGGGCUAGCAUAAGCUGAGGUAGAACUUAUCUUUAAGCUGCAGCAAAAUCAAGGAGUGACUUUUGUCCCUUCUCCUGUUGACCCUGGUUUAGAGCCGUUAACCACUUGGUGAGUUAUGUGGGUGUUGUUGCCCUGGGUGGCCUGUGGCUCCGUCCACAAGUCAUGCUGAGUUUUGCAGCCUCUGUGACAUGGAGAUGUCCCCUCACCCCUCCCGUUUCACCAUCAUCCUCUUUCCCUCAUGGAAAUGUCUGCUCUAUGAAACUAUGCACAUAUUGAAAGUGAGUUGAAACAAAUGAGGGUUGGGUAGGAGCUUCCAGGCCUGGGAUUUACACCACGCCUAGCCCAGCAGAGGCCUUAGUCCCAUUUGGGGCUUGGGAGUGACAUUUGCUUGAGGCUUAUACACUGGUGUGGUUGCCUGGCUUGCAGGAAAUGACCAAGCUCACACAUGCUGGCUGAAGCAUAAGCAGACAACUGGGGUACUCUUUUGAAGGAUGAAGGUGGUGGAUUCUCAGCCCUGGAGGUCUUCCUCACCCGAGGACCCUUCAGAGCCACCCUUUCUAGUUUACAUUUCCUGGUGCACACAUUUAAGGCAUAAUAGCACAUUCAUCCCUUUGGUUUGGGAUCUCAGGAAUACAGUCCCAUGCAAAGAUUCUCUGGUUUUAUGGCUUUUUUCUUUUUCUUUACACCAUCCUCUCCCAUAAGCACCCACAUCUUUGAAUAUGAAUGUAUUUGUAAAAUACCACGUUUCAUGUGUGAAUAUGUGCUUUUACUGUACAUAGUGCUAUUGUGCAAUAGGUCUUAUGCCGUUUUCACUCAAUGUGUGCUAAGAUCUAGCCCUGUUGACUCUUCUAGAAAUGCAGUAUUGCUUUGACCUGCUAUGCGGCACUUCGCAAUGUCAAUUGCAGUUUACACACAUUGCCUAAAGUGGGGGACACCUGGGUGUCCCUGACCCCUUGGCACUGGAUACAGGCCACGAUAAACAUCCUUUCAUGUGUUCCCUUCUGUGCUUGUGUGGCAUAUGUACCCAAGAUGGGCUUAUAGGUCAUAGAGGUCAGUUUCUCUAUGGUUUUCCAGAUUUUCUUCAGAACGGUGACUGACCCUCCUACUUGAGGCCGCCCUUUUCUCCUUAUCCUUGCCAGCACUUGUAUUGCCAGACUAUCUAAAUUUUGCCAGUCUGAUGGGUAGAUAGUGGUGCUGUGCUUUAAUAAACAUUCAUCUGAUCAGCA